Messenger RNA from Gastrolobium bilobum, 1545 nucleotides. RefSeq names its product ent-kaurene oxidase-like. The coding region runs from base 1 to 1545 and encodes 514 amino acids. Gene Ontology annotation, molecular function: iron ion binding; heme binding; ent-kaurene oxidase activity. Gene Ontology annotation, cellular component: chloroplast outer membrane; endoplasmic reticulum. Gene Ontology annotation, biological process: gibberellin biosynthetic process. The record is from RefSeq and is a predicted model, not a curated record. NCBI's taxonomy places the organism in Eukaryota, Viridiplantae, Streptophyta, Magnoliopsida, Fabales, Fabaceae. The transcript is spliced from 8 exons.
AUGGACAACCUGAGAGCUAUCCAUCAAGUAGUUCAGACAGAGACCUUUGCCACCUCCGCCGUGGUGGGUGUUUUGUCUUUGCUCUUUUUGCUCUUUCUCAAGCUCAGAGUCAGAGACAAACAUUCCAAACUUCCCACAGUACCAGCGGUUCCAGGGCUACCAGUGAUAGGGAAUCUGUUGCAAUUGAAAGAGAGGAAACCUUACAAGACCUUCGUACAGUUAGCCGAGAAAUAUGGGCCCAUUUAUUCCAUCAAAACCGGUGCUUUCACUGUCAUUGUCCUCAACUCCGUGCAGGUUGCUAAGGAGGCAAUGGUGACAAGAUUUCCGUCCAUUUCAACAAGGGCGCUGUCAAAUGCACUGAAAGUUCUGACUUAUGAUAAAUGCAUGGUUGCUACAAGUGACUACAAUGAUUUUCACAAAAUGGUCAAAAGGCAUAUUCUUACAAACGUUCUAGGAGCCAAUGCACAGAAGCGACACCGUUCCCACAGAGAAACCAUGAUGGAAAAUAUUUCAAGGCAGUUUCAAGAACAUGUGAAGACCUCCUCUGCUUCGGCUGUUAAUUUUAGAAACAUAUUUGCAUCUGAACUUUUUGGACUAGCACUGAAGCAAGGUAUGGGAAACAAUGUAGAAUCUGUUUAUGUGGAGGAGCUUAUGAGAACUUUGUCAAGAGAGGACAUAUAUAAGAUUCUAGUGCUUGACGUGAUGGAAGGUGCACUUGAGGUGGAUUGGCGAGAUUUCUUUCCAUACUUGAAAUGGAUUCCAAAUAAGAGUUUUGAGAUGAAAAUUCAGAAAAUGACCUUCCGCAGAAAAGCUGUGAUGAAGGCUUUGAUGAAUGAACAAAAAAAGCAAAUGGCUUCAGCAAAGGAAGUAAAUUGUUAUCUUGAGUACCUGUUAUCCGAAGCAAAAGAACUCACAGAAGAACAAGUUUCCAUGCUGCUUUGGGAGACCAUAAUUGAGACAUCAGAUACUACAUUAGUCACAACUGAGUGGGCUAUGUAUGAACUUGCUAAAGACAAAAGACGCCAGAAUCGUCUUUAUGAGGAGCUUCAAAAUGUUUGUGGAUUUGAAAAGCUUACUGAAGACAAAUUAUCUAAGCUACCAUACUUAGGGGCUGUCUUCCAUGAAACUUUAAGGAAGCAUAGUCCAGCUCCAAUGGUCCCACUAAGAUAUGUACAAGAAGAUACCCAACUUGGAGGAUAUCAUAUUCCUGCUGGAAGCCAGAUUGCAAUAAACAUAUAUGGAUGUAACAUGGACAAGAACCAGUGGGAAAAUCCUGAGCAAUGGAUGCCUGAGAGAUUUCUUGAUGAGAAAUAUGACACCAUGGAUUUGUACAAGACUAUGGCGUUUGGAGCAGGAAAGAGGGUGUGUGCAGGGUCUCUUCAGGCAAUGUUGAUUUCUUGCACAGCAAUUGGUAGAUUGGUUCAGGAAUUUGAGUGGAAGCUCAAUGAAGGGGAGGAAGAAGAGAAUGUGGAUACGGUUGGCCUUACCACCCACAGGCUCCAUCCACUGCAAGUGAAACUCAAGCCAAGAAAUCAAAGCAAUUGA